Messenger RNA from Triticum dicoccoides, 984 nucleotides. RefSeq lists its product as uncharacterized. Bases 324 to 524 code for a protein of 66 amino acids. The transcript has a single exon. NCBI's taxonomy places the organism in Eukaryota, Viridiplantae, Streptophyta, Magnoliopsida, Poales, Poaceae. The record is from RefSeq and is a predicted model, not a curated record.
ACAAGGCCCGCUCACAAACCCAGCCAAAGCCGGCCGCUUUCCCCUCCCCCGCACCGCACCGAAUCUCUCCCCGUGGCCGCGGAGGCGAAGGCGAGGGCGCGCGCUCCACCAACCACCGAUCCACCACAAGAGGAGCUCCCCGCGCCGCCACCACCACCUCACAGACUCGCAGUCCGUCCAUAUAACCCUCGUCUUCUUGGUGGCCGCUGCUCGAUCGAUCGACCGGGCAAGAAGAAGCAAGAAGCGGCAGGAGAGAGAGAGAGAGGGAGGGAGAGGUAGCUGGAUCUGCUCGUGGCGGGGGUCGAACAAGGGGAGCGCUGGCGAUGCUGCAGCUGAUGAUGGCGCUGGCCUUCUCGGCGGCGCCGCUGACGCUCUACGUGCCGCCCGUGCGCAGCCUCAGCCUCUUCGUGGAGGCCAUGGAGACGGUGUGCCGCGAGUGCGCGCCCUACUCCCAGGGCGCCGUCUCCCGCUUCCGCCUCGGCCUCUCCCGCAUCUUCGCCGGCCUCGCGCGCGCCCUGCGCUAAGGCGGACGAAGCGGCGCGGUGACACGCAGAUCCUUCUUCUUCCUCUUCCUCUUGCCAUAGGUACACGCCCCAUGCCGCCGGUGGCAUGCGUGCGGGCAGCGGCUGUGCUCGUCUUGGAUCUUGUCUGCUCUUCUUCUUCUUCUGCCCUCUCAUAGAUUCUUCAUAUAGUACUGCCACUACGUAGUUGCGAGCUUUGUUCUCGUUUUGAGUAGCAUUUAGAGAAGAAAGUGGGUAAUAAUCUCUGCCCAAAGAGGAGUUUUCGUGAGAGGUCGUGACAAGAUGCAUACGGUGUUCUUAUGUGGUGGAUGUGAUGCAAGGUAGUCCAUGAGAAAGUUCGUUGUGAUCUGUACAUAAAUCAUACUGCUACUGGUUGGGAAAGUUUGUGUGUUCUUGAGAUGUUGAUCGGUUGAUCAAACUUUCUUGAGAUGUAAUGGAAGACCUUGACUUGUUGAUUCGGUCA